AUGGCGGCGUCCGACGCCGUGGUGGGCAAUCUGGCGGGCGGCGCCGUCCAGACGGUGUACAUGAGCGGCACGGCGCAGAGCGACGUUCAGCCCACAAGCACCUUCGAUAUUGGCAACGCGCAGCUCGCCACGUCACCCUCGGGAUCCACUUUCCUCAAGUUCAACUGCUCGGCGGGAGAUGGGUCGGUGGCGGUGAGCGUGCAGGGCAGCAAUACGCUCGUGUGGGCGCACUCCGCCGAUGGCUCGCAGACGCUCGGCUUUCACGGCGACUAUGAUGGCGCGCUUCAAGUGGACUUCGCGUGCUCCUCUGCCUCGUCCGGAGGGGGAGGGGGUGGCGGCACUGGUGGGGGCAUGGGGGGAGGCACUGACGGAGGUGGGGGCGACUAUGGGGGUGACUACAACGUGGGGAACAGUGGAGGGCCUGGGGGCGGUCAGGGCGGACCUGGGGGCGGACGUGGCGGGCCAGGGGGAGCUGGGGGCGGGCAGGGCGGACCUGGUGCUGGUGGGGGACAAGGGGGACUUGAGGGCGGGCAAGGGGGGGGUGGGGUCGGCAAUGGUGGCGACUACAUCAAUGGGGGGAGCUACAGCGGCGGUAAUGGCGGAGGCAACACAGGCGGAGGUGGUGGUUACUACAGCGUUGGAGGAGGAGGAGGGACCGGUGCUGCUGGUGGCGCCGCUGGUGGCGCUGGGGUUGCUGGUGGUGGGGGCUGUGGGGGAGGGCAAGGGCAAGGCGGGGGACCUGGGGGACAGGGCGGUUCUGCUAGCGGACAAGGGGGAGCUGGUGGGGGACAGGGCGGACCUGGGGGAGGUUCUGGUGGGGGGAGCAAUGGCGGGGAUUAUGGUGGUGGUAAUUGCGGUGGUGACUAUAGUGGGGGGAAUGGCGGGGACUACAACACUGAUGGUGACUACAGUGGGGGGAACACUGGAAGGGGCUAUGGUGGCGGCAAUGGUGGUGAUUAUAACGGAGGGAGCACUGGUGGUGACUAUAAUGGAGGGAGCUACAGUGGGGACUAUAGCGGAGGGACGGGCGGCAGUCAGGGAGGCCCAUCUGGGGGCGGUGUGAGUGGCGGGGGAGGCAUGGGCGGCGGAGGCUUGGGCGGUGGCGGAGGAAUGGGAGGGGGCGGGGGAAUGGGAGGGGGCGGGGGAAUGGGAGGGGACGGGGGAAUGGGAGGGCCUGGGGGCAGCACGGGCAGAGGAGGAGGGAUGAGGGGAGGGGGAGGGAUGGGCGGAGGUGGAGGCAUGGGGGGAGGAGGCAUGGGGGGAGGAGGCAUGGGGGAAGGGCCUGGAGGGCGCCCAUCUGGGGGCGGUGUGAGUGGCGGGGGAGGCAUGGGCGGCGGAGGCUUGGGCGGUGGCGGAGGAAUGGGAGGGGGCGGGGGAAUGGGAGGGGGCGGGGGAAUGGGAGGGGACGGGGGAAUGGGAGGGCCUGGGGGCAGCACGGGCAGAGGAGGAGGGAUGAGGGGAGGGGGAGGGAUGGGCGGAGGUGGAGGCAUGGGGGGAGGAGGCAUGGGGGGAGGAGGCAUGGGGGAAGGGCCUGGAGGGCGUGGAAGGCGUUGA
This is a messenger RNA of Closterium sp. Naga37s-1, 1554 nucleotides long. NCBI's taxonomy places the organism in Eukaryota, Viridiplantae, Streptophyta, Zygnematophyceae, Desmidiales, Closteriaceae. The record is from the annotation of a GenBank genome assembly.